Molecule: messenger RNA, 3660 nt
Organism: Ogataea philodendri
Lineage: Eukaryota; Fungi; Ascomycota; Pichiomycetes; Pichiales; Pichiaceae
Exons: 2
Coding region: 1-3660 (1219 amino acids)
Biological process (GO): endocytosis; maintenance of cell polarity; piecemeal microautophagy of the nucleus
Cellular component (GO): membrane; intracellular membrane-bounded organelle; cytosol
Molecular function (GO): protein binding; sterol binding
Source: RefSeq, a predicted model, not a curated record
AUGGUCAAAUGGUCGAGUCCCACCUCCUUGGCCUUGAUGUUCUUGAUCUUGUCGUCGAUCUUGACCUCGCCUUGGAGCGUUAAUUCCAUUGGUUCCGAAAUGAGUUCUGUGCCAAAUGCCAGCUUGAUUAAGCUCAAAUUGCUAGAAUGUCUUAGAUCCUCUGACAAGGACAAACUGCGUGAGCUGAUCACGUACUGUCGGUCAUUGACGCCGCCAGAUCCACAGAUAGCAGCACUCGACCGCCAGGUGCUCAUCUUUGCCGUCCAGGUGGCUCCCCUGUCCAUUAUAGAAUACAUCGUCCAGAAUAAACUCGUGCAGGAUAUAAAUGCCCAGGAUGAGCAGGGAAACACGGCGCUACACUAUGCAGCCAUAUCUGCACGGAACGACGUCAUCAACGUCUUGGCCGCGCAGGACGAGAUCAACGACUGUAUCGUCAACAAGCAAAUGAAACAGCCCAUCGAGUGCUCCUCCAACAUGGACACCGUGCAGGUGCUCUCGGACGUUCGCACGAGGUUUGUGGAGGUGAAGGCGAACGAGCUGCGAAACGCGUUUGAGGCCCGUCAGUUCCCCGUCCUGGAGAAGCUGCUCAGCAACCCAAGAGUCAAGGGGCUGUUGGACAUCAACGGAACAGAUCCCGUCACCGGCGACACCGUGUUACUGGAGUUUAUCAAAAAGGACGAUAUACAAAUGGUCAAGUUCAUUCUGGAACACGGUGGCGAUCCGUUCAAGCGCAACCUCAACGGUAAGCUGCCGAUUGACUCGGCCACGUCGUCUGCCAUGAAAAAGAUCAUGAAGGACUCGUGCAACCACCAGACCAUGAUAGAUUCCACCAAUCAGACCGGUCAGCCACAUGCGGGACCACCCACUUUCAAGGGUUUUUUGAAGAAAUGGACCAACUUUGCCGGCGGAUACAAGCUUAGAUGGUUCAUUCUCGAUGCGGAGGGCAGAUUGUCAUACUACAGCUCGCCAAACGAUAUUUAUAACUCUUGUCGAGGAAUGAUUCAUUUGGCCAGCGCCCAAUUGCGCAUGGACAGUUCCGAGAAGUCCAAGUUUGAAAUUAUCAUCAAGAAGCGGGGCCAGAAGUCGUCGUUGAAGUGGCAUCUCAAGGCCAACCACGUUAUCGAAACAAAUAGAUGGGUCUGGGCUUUACAGAAUGCCAUUAGGUACGCAAAAGACCUUGAGAGACAGCAGAGACAGUCGAUUGCCGACGAGCAACAGCGCACCAAGCUCAGCUCGCGGAACAAGGAGAGUUUCGAAUCGACUCGAUCCAACAGUACCCAAAACAUCGGCAACCGUGGCCCCCACGGCGAGUUACCAACCUCGCCAAUCACAUCGCAUCAACGGAGUUUCUCCAACACAUCGUCUGUUUCUGUUUCUUCAGAUGAGGAAGGAUCGGGUCCAUUGUCGCCAAACACCAACAAGUCCUACAAGAAACCUAUGCGGAAGCUGUCCAAGCUGACAAAGAAGACCAAAGAUGCGUUCAGUCUUCCAGAGAUCAAGGAGAACUCUGAUUUGAAGCUUCCACAGCAGAAAGAUCGGUCUCCGUCUGUCGGUUCGUUUGGGUCGAGCGGAGAAGCUGGCAGCAAGCUGACUAUCUCCUCGAUCCACGAGGAUGACCGCGAUAGUGCAUUGGAUGACGACGACGAUGAUGGAAGCAGCUCCAAGCUCGACUUCCACGACAGCAGUCUUGCUGAUCCGGAAGAUAUCAGAGAGCCAGGACUGAGCAACUCCGAGCUUGCCGUGAGCAAGAACCAGAUGAAGAUCGAGCUGAGAUCGUUCGGCGAGUUUUUAACUGCUGCGGAGGCCGACGAGUCUAUUCCUAAGGAUCAAGUCAUCGAGGUGGCCAUGAACGUGCUUUCGAACCUGACGAAUCUGUCGGACACGCAAUCGGAGCUCAUCACCAAGUACGAGACCAAGUUCGGCAAGGUGAUCGACAGACAGCAGGAAAUCUCGAAAAUCUGGGAACACACGCUCAAGCGGCUGGAAUUGGAGAUGCAGUCUCGCGAGCAAAAGAUUGUGGAGUUGGAGGAUAAAUUGCACGGACUUAAGAAAUCUUUGAAGAGCAAUCCAAAUAUUGUUCGUGCUGUUUCGGAAGCUGCUCCGACCGAGACUCCGCAGAACAAAGUUGAUGAACCAGAGUCUGAGGAACCUAACCAGAUAAUGCUUUUCUUGGGAGAAGAAGAGGAGUCUGACGAGGAGUUUUUCGAUGCGGAGGACGAUGGGUCUGAAAGUGGUCCGGAGCCUGCGGAAGCGGGCAGUGAGACCGUUCCCGUGGCGCAGGCGAGAGAGGAUGCAUCGGCCGACUCGUCUGAGCAGACAGCUGGCGCUGCCGACGACGCACGCACCGAGAAAACGGUGAUCAACGAGCCCGAGGAGAUCAAGGGCUCAGACUCGGUUGUUGUGAAUGGAUUCCCGCUCAAGAACAACAAGCAGCUCGAGAGAUACGACAAGAUCAACUCGGAGGCCACUUUCAUGGGGUACGAGGACCCAAUCCGGACCACUUUGCAAAAGGAAGACAAUAGACCCAAGAUCUCGCUGUGGAGUGUUCUGCGGUCGAUGGUUGGGAAGGACAUGACCAAGAUGACUCUGCCUGUUGUUUUCAACGAGCCAACGUCGUUGCUGCAGCGGAGUACCGAGGUGAUGGAGUACGCAAGUCUUUUGGAUAAGGCUGCGUCGAUCGACGACUCUGUGACGCGGAUGAUAUACGUUGCAGCGUUUGCGGCUUCGGAGUACGUUUCCACCGUGGGGCGGAUUGCCAAGCCGUUCAACCCGCUUCUUGGCGAAACGUUUGAGUACGCGCGUCCGGACCAGGGGUACAGAGUUCUGGUGGAGCAGGUGAGCCACCAUCCGCCUAUUUCUGCGCUGUUGGCCGAGUCUGCUUCGUGGUCGUACUACGGAGAGGCUAAUGUGGAUACCAAGUUCUACGGCCGGUCGUUUGACAUCAAGCAUUUGGGAACGUGGUUCGUGGAGCUGUUCCCUGGGGCCGGUGUCGUUGACAAGAAGGGCAACAAAACGAUUUCUGAGACCUACUCGUGGAAAAAGAUCAAGAACUCGGUGAUUGGUAUCAUUGUCGGCAACCCAACAAUCGACAACUACGGUGAGAUGGAGAUCCGCAACCAUACAACGGGCGACUAUAUGAGCUUCAGUUUCAAGCAGCGUGGAUGGAGAGCCUCGAGCGCCGGAGAGGUGAAGGGAGAGGUGUUUUCGAACGACGGCAAGCUCAAGUACACUGUCGGCGGCCAUUGGAACUCCAAGAUCUACGCCAAGGAUAUGACGCGCGCGGACUCUCCACGGUUCCUGAUCUGGGAGGCCAACCCAAAGACAGAGAUGAUGUUCCAUCUGACCAACUUUGCAGCCUCGUUGAACGCUCCUCAGCCACAUCUGUUACCUGUUGUUGCAUGCACCGACACGCGACUGCGGCCCGACCAGCGGGCGAUGGAGAACGGCGAGUACGACCUUGCGGCCACAGAAAAGACUCGUGUGGAGAACAAGCAGCGGGCGUCGCGCAAGGCGCGCGAGAUGUCGGGCGAGGAGUACCUUCCGACGUUCUUUGCGCGGGCCAAACACCCAAUCACGGGCGAGCCGUACUGGAAGUACAAGGACAACUACUGGGUGCCGCGGAAGGAGGGCAAGUUGAAGGAUUACAAAAGUAUAUUCUAA